AUGGCAGAUAGCACUGUUGGCAGUCUGCUUGACAAGCUGCUUGCUCGCUUUGUUGAAAAUGAGGUGCAACUCUUGAGAGGGGAUCCGGAAGACGUUCUGAAUCUGAGAGGAGAACUAGAGCGUAUGAGAGCUUUCCUGAAGGUUGCAGAUGCGUUGGAAGAAAGUGACUUAGAAUUCAAAGUGCGGGUUAAGCAAAUAAGAGAGAUCGCUCAUGAAACUGAAGAUGCUCUCGAUGAAUUCAUGCUAGUUCUUCAAGCACAUGAUCAUGCAGAUGGAUUCUAUGGGGCUUUCCACAAAUUAUCUUGUUGUAUCAAGAACAUUAAAGCUCGUUAUCGUAUUAUUUCUGAAGUACAAGCCAUCGGAUCCAGAAUAAAAAAUCUUUGCCAAGUUCACGGGAGUCUGCUUCCCAGAUUCACAAGAAUCAAACAAGGUUCGGGCUCCACGAGUGCAGAAAAUACAUGGCAAGACCGUCGAGGCGAUGCUCUUCUUCUAGACAAGACUGAUUUGGUGGGGAUCGAUGAACCUAAGCAGCAGCUAGUGGAGUGGCUGGUGAAGGGUGGCAAUAGACGUGAAGUGGUUUCUUUGGCAGCAAUGGGAGGAAUGGGCAAAACUACGUUGGCAAAGCAAGUCUAUGAUGAUGAAGAAGUGAAGAAACAUUUCAAAAGGCGCGCUUGGGUCACUGUUUCUCAAUCUUUCAAGAUAGAAGAACUCCUCAAAAACAUGAUUCGACACUUCUUCAGUGUAGUCAGCAAACCAGUUCCAGAAGGAUUGGACGACAUGAACAACGACCGGCUGAGGAGAAUAAUCAAGGACUUGCUCAUGAAAAGCAGGUACUUGGUGGUUCUAGAUGAUGUGUGGCACUUGAAUGAAUGGGAUGUUCUCAAAUAUGCCUUGCCUAACAACAACUGUGGCAGCCGAGUAAUGCUCACUACACGUAAUGCUGGUGUGGCCUCCAGUUCCUCUUCCGGUGUGGAAUCUGUAGGUAAAGUUUACAACUUGAAGCCUUUGUCCCCAAUGGAAUCUUGGGAUCUUUUCUGUAAGAAAACCUUUCAAGGGAAUGCAUGCCCUACUUAUUUGAAGGUUAUCUGUCAAGAUACUUUAAGAAAGUGUGAGGGACUACCCCUUGCAAUUGUAGCAAUCAGUGGCGUUUUGGCAUCAAAAGACACCCGUAGGAUUGACGAGUGGGAUGUCGUUGGCCGUAGUCUUGGGGCUGAAAUUGAUGGCAAUGACAAACUGCAGGAUCUGAAGAAAGUACUUUCGCUGAGUUUCAACGACUUGCCUUACUACCUAAAAGAUUGUUUCUUGUACUUGAGCAUCUUCCCAGCUGAGGACUAUCGGAUCGAGCAAAUGAGGCUGAUUCGGUUAUGGAUAGCGGAGGGAUUAAUCGAAGCCAAAGAAGGGAAAACACUGGAAGAAGUUGCAGAGGACUACCUCAACGAACUCUUGAAUAGAGGUCUUUUGCAAGUGGCAUCCGUAACCAGUGAUGGAAGGGUCAAAACGUAUCGCGUCCAUGACGUGCUGCGGGAGAUAAUUGUGUCAAAGUCUAGAGAUCAGAACUUCACCUCCAUUGCUAAAGAUCAGAACGUGAUGUGGCCGGAUAAGGUUCGACGCCUAUCUAUACAUAACACACUGCAAAACGUACAAGAAAACAGGUCUGUUUCUCGACUCCGUUCUUUGUUCAUGUUUCGGGUGGUAGAAAAACUGAACAUACAAAGCUUGUUUCCUGGUGGUUUUAAGCUGCUAAAUGUUUUAGAUCUGCAAGAAUCACGUCUAAAAAAGUUUCCAAUUGAUGUUCAAAACCUGGUUUAUUUGAAAUAUCUAAGCUUGAAGGGCACCAAGGUUAAAACCAUUCCAGGAACUAUAGGGAAGCUUCAGUACCUAGAGACUUUGGAUCUUAAGCAUUCCCGCGUCACUGAACUGCCUGUUGAGAUCUUGAAGCUCCAUCGACUUCGACAUCUCCUUGUAUAUCAUUUCAAACUUGAGUCUUACGAAUAUUUUCACUCUCGAUAUGGUUUUAAGGUCCAAGGCAAUAUAGGAGCUCUACGAUCCCUACAGAAGCUCUGUUUCAUAGAAGCAAAUGGCGCUAUAAUGAUGGAGCUAGGGAAACUGUACCAACUAAGGAGGUUAGGCAUUGUAAAGCUGAGAAAAGAAGAUGGGAAAUCUCUAUGUUCAUCUCUAAAAAAACUGACCAACCUUCGUGCGCUGUCUCUAACUUCAAUAGAGGAGGAAGAGAUUAUUGAUUUGCAGCACCUUUCUUCUCCGCCUCCAUUGAUCCAGCGGGUGUAUUUGAGAGGACGUUUGGAGACAUUACCUCCAUGGAUACCAUCACUGCAUGGACUGGUCAGAUUGUAUCUGAAAUGGAGUAGACUGAAGGAAGAUCCACUUGUGCACCUUCAAAAACUGCCCAAUCUUGUACACCUGGAAUUACUUCAGGUUUAUGAGGGAGACACGUUGUAUUUCAGGAAGGGUGGGUUCAACAAGCUUAAGGUUUUAGGCCUUGACCAAUUCAAUGAACUUAGAUGCGUGCAAGUGGAGGUGGGAGCAAUGCCUUGUGUUGAAAAGCUAAUUAUCCAGCGGUGUGAAUUGCUGAAGAUGGUGCCGUUAGGCAUUGAAUAUCUGACCAAGUUGAAAGUUCUUGAAUUUUUUGACAUGCCCGAAGAGUUUAUCAAGACUCUUAGUCCAGAUGUAAAGGAUAGUGAUUAUUGGAAGGUAGCUCACAUCCCAGAAGUCUAUUCUACUUACUGGAGAGAAGGUGGAUGGGAGGUCAAUACUUUGGAUCUUUGUGAUGGAGAGAAUUCUCCUAGGCCCAGUGCUAUCACCACAACAAGCCAUGACCUUGAAUCACGUUGGAAGUGA
Juglans regia (Persian walnut) is the source of this 2856-nucleotide messenger RNA. RefSeq names its product disease resistance protein RPM1-like. NCBI's taxonomy places the organism in Eukaryota, Viridiplantae, Streptophyta, Magnoliopsida, Fagales, Juglandaceae. The record is from RefSeq and is a predicted model, not a curated record. Gene Ontology annotation, molecular function: ADP binding. Gene Ontology annotation, biological process: defense response to other organism. Bases 1 to 2856 code for a protein of 951 amino acids. The transcript has a single exon.